CUCUUUUGUUUACCCUAAACAUACUUUAUAUUUGCUUAUCGAGAAUUAAACAUGGACGUUCAGAUUUUCAUUGAUCUUCAAGAUAGGCUCGACCAGGAGACGUCGCUGUUUGAAGAAGUCAGAGAGGCAGUCAAAGAGUUAAACAAGACAUGCCGCCUCGCCUCGGCCAAGUUGGCCAAGGCGCACGCCGUGCCGCAGAGUCAGACCCAUGAAAUCACAGAGGCCAUCACCCCACAGUUUGCGGCGAUCAAAAAGAACAUCAGCGCGCUGGCCAAACUGAUUCGGCCGGCGGCGUUUUACAAAUACCAUGACAUGUGGUCCAACGCCGUAAACACCGCCUGCUCUCUGGUCAUUUUUGCCGUGUACCUGGCCGACGCGCGGCUCGCUAGCCCCGAGGACAUUGAAAAGUACCUUGGCCAAAAAGUCAACGUGACCAAUGGCGAGAUAACCGAGUUUGUCAUUACCAUCGAGGAGUACCUGCACGGCGUCAUAUCGCUGUUCAGCGAGCUAUCGCGCCUGGCUGUCAAUUCGGUCAUUGUCAACGAUGUAAAGAGACCUCAGGCCAUUUCGACGUUCGCAUCGGAGCUGUAUUCGGGAUUCCAGCUGCUAAACCUGAAGAAUGACUCGCUGCGCCGCAGGUUUGACUCGAUCAAAUACGAUAUUAAGAAGAUUGAGGAGGUCCAAUACGAUCUGCGCGUGCGCGGUCUGACCGCAUAAAUUGCAAUUAUGUUCGUAUUUCAAAAAAAUAUAAGUUUCAGCGAGCAAACU
This is a messenger RNA of Kickxella alabastrina, 768 nucleotides long. RefSeq names its product Translin. The record is from RefSeq and is a predicted model, not a curated record. Gene Ontology annotation, biological process: RNA metabolic process. Gene Ontology annotation, cellular component: nucleus; cytoplasm. Lineage: Eukaryota; Fungi; Kickxellomycota; Kickxellomycetes; Kickxellales; Kickxellaceae. Bases 52 to 717 code for a protein of 221 amino acids. Gene Ontology annotation, molecular function: single-stranded DNA binding; RNA binding; sequence-specific DNA binding. The transcript has a single exon.